This is a messenger RNA of Drosophila novamexicana, 828 nucleotides long. Its product is annotated as alcohol dehydrogenase-related 31 kDa protein. NCBI's taxonomy places the organism in Eukaryota, Metazoa, Arthropoda, Insecta, Diptera, Drosophilidae. Gene Ontology annotation, cellular component: cytoplasm. The coding region runs from base 1 to 828 and encodes 275 amino acids. The transcript has 3 exons. The record is from RefSeq and is a predicted model, not a curated record. Gene Ontology annotation, molecular function: oxidoreductase activity, acting on the CH-OH group of donors, NAD or NADP as acceptor.
AUGUUCGAUUUGACGGGCAAACACGUCUGCUAUGUGGCCGAUUGUGGAGGUAUUACCUUAGAGGCUUGCAAAGUGCUGAUGAGCAAAAAUAUUGCAAAACUUGCCAUUCUUCAUAGCGUGGAGAAUCCGCAGGCUAUUGCUCAACUGCAAUCUAUUAAGCACAGCACGCAAAUCUUUUUCUGGACCUAUGAUGUAACAAUGGCAAGGGAGGAUAUGAAGCAAUACUUUGACGAAGUCAUGGUGCAAAUGGACUACAUCGACGUGCUCAUCAAUGGGGCAACCCUGUGCGAUGAGCAGGACAUUGAUGCAACAGUUAAUACAAAUCUAACCGGAAUGAUGAACACUUGCGCCACGGUGCUGCCAUAUAUGGACAAAAAGCAGCUGGGCAAGGGCGGAAUAAUUGUAAAUGUGACUUCAGUCGUCGGGCUGGACCCAUCCCCAGUAUUCUGUGCGUACAGCGCAUCAAAAUUUGGUGUUAUAGGAUUCACUAGAAGUUUAGCGGAUCCGCUGUACUACUCCCAAAAUGGGGUCGCUGUCAUGGCGGUUUGCUGUGGACCCACCAAACUCUUCGUGGAUCGUGAGCUCACCGCCUUCCUCAGCUAUGGACAAUCCUUUGCCGACCGCCUACGUAGCGCUCCUUGCCAGUCGACGACUAUCUGUGCUAAGAACAUUGUCAAGGCGAUUGAGUGCGGUAAAAAUGGACAGAUUUGGAUAGCCGACAAGGGAGGACUGGAGCUCGUCAAAUUGCACUGGUAUUGGCACAUGGCCGACCAACUGCUCCAUUAUAUGCAGAGACCCAACGAGGAGAAGGAGGACGAAAACGAUUAG